Stomoxys calcitrans (stable fly) is the source of this 1696-nucleotide messenger RNA. It is a transcript of the gene slmo, whose product is annotated as protein slowmo. Gene Ontology annotation, molecular function: phosphatidic acid transfer activity. Gene Ontology annotation, biological process: phospholipid transport. Lineage: Eukaryota; Metazoa; Arthropoda; Insecta; Diptera; Muscidae. The record is from RefSeq and is a predicted model, not a curated record. The transcript is spliced from 2 exons. Gene Ontology annotation, cellular component: mitochondrial intermembrane space. Bases 359 to 1006 code for a protein of 215 amino acids.
GCGAGUGUAAAAAUUUGUAAAUAUAUUAAUAGUGGUAUCUAAGCCAUUCAUUAGUAAUAGUUAGUGCCACUUCAACAUAGCAAUUGUAGACGUGUGUAGAAAUAGGCAAAAUAUAUUCGUGUUAGUUACGAGAAAAUAGAUAUUUCGAGUAAAUUAAGAAUCAAUGAUAUUGCUUUCUAACUACUAAAUUUUGCAACUGUGAUAAAUUCGUUCAAGGGUGCUUUUUGCGACUUCCCAGUCUUUCUUCUCUUAAUUACAGUCAAGUCGAAGACUACUUGUCUGUGGACUGCGAAGCAAGGGUUUGGUGGCUUUGGCGAUUUAACGAUACAGACACACACACGCACACAGAUCUUGCAUAAUGAAAAUCUGGACGUCUGAGCAUACAUUUAACCAUCCGUGGGAAACUGUAGCACAAGCAGCGUGGCGAAAAUACCCCAACCCCAUGACACCGUCCAUCAUUGGCACUGAUGUAGUGGAACGAAAAGUUGUCGAUGGUGUCUUGCAUACGCAUCGUCUGGUACAGUCAAAAUGGUACUUCCCCAAAUGGACACACAAACUAAUAGGAACCGCUAAGACCUGCUUUGCCAGUGAACGGUCAGCAGUAGAUCCAACAAAAAGACAAAUGGUAUUGAAAACCAUUAAUUUAACAUUCUGCCGUCACAUAUCUGUCGACGAAGUCUUAUACUAUGAGCCCCAUCCUACAGACCCAACAAAAACGCUGCUUAAACAAGAGGCUUCGGUCAGCGUACAUGGCGUUCCCCUGUCACAUUAUAUGGAAGACAUGCUCACAUCCAGCAUAAGUACGAACGCUGGUAAAGGACGGCAAGGCUUGGAAUGGGUUAUAGGCCGCAUAAAUUCUGAAGUCAAAGGUAUCGCCGAAACAGCGGCUAAAAGCACAGAUGAUUUAAUAAUGACCACACGGAGGUCUUUGGAUGAUAUGACAGAAAGUGCUCGCAAAAGUAUGGAUGAAAUAAGCGCGCAGGCCGCAAAGCACAUGCACAUUUAAAUAAAACAAAUGGAAAUAACAUCAGUGUUCGUCGCAAAAGCUCAAAUGCUGUUCUUGCAAGGGAGCAUCAGAGAUUUCGUGCUACGCUGCAUAGGAUAAGGUCCUUAUAAGAGAGAUUUUAAAGUUUAGUGUGAGUUGAGGAUGAGAAACUUGUGAUGAUAUAGUACAAUUUUUGUUGCGAAGGUUUUAAGUAAAGGAUUGCAAUGAAGACCUAUGGAGUAUUUUUAUUAGACUUGAUUGAGAUUUACUUUACCCUAGAAAUCUCAUAAACUAUGACGUUGUGGUUUCUGUUUCCGCCAAUGAUCAAAUUCCCCAACUUUUCAUUUUUUUUUUGUUUACAUACACAAAUUGUCAUGUUAACAAUAUUCUUUGCAAACUAUUGAUAACAAUUCCAAGAACGAAAGUACUAUUCGCGCUCAUAUUUAUAUUCGAAAUCAUAUGUAUAUGCUUUAUUUGGUCUAAAAUCAAUAUGUAAAUUCCAAACGCCGAAACUAUUGUCUCAUGCCCUAUAUUGUUCUCUUUAUAUUUAAUAGUCCCUUAAGUUAGUAAGGUAUAGAACAUUGUAUGAAAAACAAAAACAAAAUAUUACGAAAGCAUUACUAUAAACUGAAAAUUCUCUUUGAUUUGCAAACUUGUACAAAAACAAUAAAAAACAAACUUUAUAAAAAAUGGCAGAGAAACAACGGAAAA